AUGGCAUAUACAUCACAUAUCCUAGAUCAAGUAAAGACUCUAGGAUUCCGCCAAGCUACGGCUACAUCCAUUUCAUUAGGAAUUGAUGACCUUUUAACAAUACCUUCUAAAGGAUGGCUAGUCCAAGAUGCUGAACACCUAAAUUUGAUUUUGGAAAAACAGCAUCAUUAUGGGAAUGUACAUGCGGUAGAAAAAUUACGCCAAUCCAUUGAGAUAUGGUAUGCUACAAGUGAAUAUUUUCGACAAGAAAUGAAUCCUAAUUUUAGAAUGACCGAUCCCUUUAAUCCAGUCCAUAUAAUGUCCUUUUCGGGAGCUAGAGGAAAUGCAUCUCAAGUACACCAAUUAGUAGGUAUGAGAGGAUUAAUGUCGGAUCCACAAGGACAAAUGAUUGAUUUACCUAUUCAAAGCAAUUUACGCGAAGGGCUUUCUUUAACAGAAUAUAUAAUUUCUUGCUACGGAGCUCGUAAAGGGGUUGUAGAUACUGCUGUACGAACAUCAGAUGCUGGAUAUCUUACACGUAGACUUGUUGAAGUGGUUCAACAUAUUGUUGUACGUCGAACAGAUUGUGGUACCAUUCGAGGAAUUUCAGUGAAUACUAAGAAUGAAAUGAUGCCGGAAAGUAGUUGGAUACAAACAUUAAUUGGUCGUGUAUUAGCAGACGAUAUAUACAGAGGUUCACGAUGCAUUGCCGUUAGAAAUCAAGAUAUUGGAAUUGGACUUCUCAAUCGAUUUAAAACCUUUCAAACACAACUAAUAUCUAUACGAACUCCUUUUACCUGUAGGAAUACAUCUUGGAUCUGUCGAUUGUGUUAUGGUCAAAGUCCUACUCAUGGUCACUUGGUGGAAUUAGGAGAAGCUGUAGGUAUUAUUGCGGGCCAAUCCAUUGGAGAACCGGGCACUCAAUUAACAUUAAGAACUUUUCAUACUGGCGGAGUAUUCACAGGGGGUACUGCAGAACAGGUGCGAGCACCUUAUAAUGGAAAAAUUCAAUUCAAUGAGGAUUUGGUUCAUCCUACACGUACACGUCACGGGCAUCCUGCCUUUAUAUGUUAUAUAGACUUGUAUGUUACUAUUGAAAAUGGUGACAUUAUACAUAAUGUGACUAUUCCACCAAAAAGUUUUCUAUUAGUUCAAAAUAAUCAACAUGUAAAAUCAGAACAAGUGAUUGCCGAGAUUCUCGCAGGAACAUACACUUUGAAUUUAAAAGAAAAAGUUCGAAAACAUGUUUAUUCUGACUUAGAAGGCGAAAUGCAUUGGAGUACCGAUGUGUAUCAUGCAUCAGAAUUUAAAUAUAGUAAUGUCCAUAUCUUACCAAAAACAAGUCAUUUAUGGAUUUUAUCAGGAAAAUCAGACAGCAAAGAGGCGGAGAAAUAG
Sphenostylis stenocarpa is the source of this 1374-nucleotide messenger RNA. The record is from the annotation of a GenBank genome assembly. Lineage: Eukaryota; Viridiplantae; Streptophyta; Magnoliopsida; Fabales; Fabaceae.